Messenger RNA from Amoebophrya sp. A25, 12701 nucleotides. NCBI's taxonomy places the organism in Eukaryota, Dinophyceae, Syndiniales, Amoebophryaceae. The record is from the annotation of a GenBank genome assembly.
UUUUGUCCGUUUUGGCUGGUGUACUAGAACUGCCUGCUGCUGCGAGACAAGAAAAUGCUGCCAGACCAGAAAAUGCUGCCGAGAACGGUAUCGUUUAAAUAAUACGGCGACGACUAGUAAUAUAUCUCUAUAAUUUGAUUAGACGAGUAAUAAUAUUAUACUGUUGCUCUUACUGUUGUUCAUUCAAUAAAGGGAUUGUAGACGACCACGACCAAUACACGAUUUGAAAUGCCAUGAGAGAGGAGGUGCUCCUACACUAGCAUGCGAUCCAACCGUCUAAGUCUAGCACGAUUCAUAGGCUCUGCAAAGAACAUCUGAAAUAUUGUCAGGAAAAAAGCACAAGCAGGAUCCAAAUUAAAAACUCAACUUUUGCUUUCAUCCUCAUGACAUAGACAUACUUUCUUAAGCUUUUAUUAACUCAAUAAAAAAAUCUACCUUCAACACUCGACAGACGAUGUGCGAUUCUGGUCAGCGACACUAUCACGUCAGUAUGAAGCCAAAAUCUAUUAUCAUUAACAUUAUCAGACUAUUCUACCUAAAAAACCUGAUAGAUAAUGAGAACAGAUUUUGGCUUCAUAGAGAGGACUUCUGGGACUGGGGAACUACUUCUAAAUAUUUUUUCGUGCUGUCCUCUAGGUGUUGCAUAGUUGUACGCUCUUUUGCGCUGUUCUCUUCGCUUCAAAGAUUCUUUAGUUCUGUCCAUCUUUCUCAGCAUGAUCUUGAUCUCGACGGUUGUGCCCUUUCUGUUUUUCCAUGCGAAGAGAUACAAGGCGGAGAAAGGCUUCAACUUCAUACUCUUUUCCUUCCAGGGAAGAAGAUAACUAGUCAAAUAGUUACAAGGCUAAGGCAUCGUGAAACAAGAUCGAAAAGAGCGAGAACAGUCUGAGGGGGCCGACCUACAUGGAAGAUUAAGUGAGUAAAACAAAGACAAACUGACUCGUCCGAGAGUCGGAAGCGGCUGCUUCUAGGAGAGUCUCUACAAGAGCAAGCAGGCCGAUGGCCAAGGGCUCGGAGGGUACAGGCCUCACGGCUCAGGGGUCCCAGCCUUGCGCCUUUUGCCGCCUUGGGAGGCCUUCCACACCCAGCGCACUGCUGCGGCGGCGAAGUACGUAGGAAGUCUGUGCCCAUUUAAUCCAUGCAGGUCCCCCCAGAGAGUCGGAAGCGGCUUCCUUAGUAGGUAUAGUCCGAGAGUCGGAAGAGGCUGCUUCUCAGAGAUACGCUACAAUAUCAUCUUCAUCCGUAGGCACACGCGAUCGGUUGGCGCUGCGUAACAAGAUUAUGAUCAUUCAACCUUGAAAAGAGGGCGGACACUUCCUACGCGUCUGAUUCACCAAUGUCAAGCCUUGAAAAGGGGGCGGGCACUUCCUAGGUGCGUUAAUAAUGUUUGUAGCUCAAGCAGAAGCUCCGAAUACUUGAUAGUUUAUCACUCGGUCCUCUUGCUCUUCUUUUCUCUUAUAGUACAAGUUGGCUGAAACGACUUCAGUGCCAUUUGAUGACAGGAUGGGCCAUGAGGUAUCAUGACAUGACAUUUUUUAGAGGCGGGGUGAGGACUGAAGAACUUGCGGAUGCAUACGCUGCAGGACUACACUUACUUCAUGGUCUUUAGUAGGGUCAGUUGUGGUUGUAUUUCCUUCUCCGUGUACAACGGACUUUUGUUUUAAGAGUAGGAGGUGCGUGGGGUGGGCCGGACGCAGUUAAGAAAUACGUCGUCGAAGUCCUCUAAAACUAGUAAACUCUUCCGGCAGGAUGUGAAGGCAGCCGCAUCAGCAUCACCGACUUGCGGCGAUGGGGUAGACGGACAGAUCGCAGUCGGUGGAAGUCUUUGGCCUAAUUCAACUUAAGUAGGGUCUCACUACUACAAGUACAAGGCACUUCUACUCAGAGCUCUUACACGCUUAGGUAUACGAUCUUUUCCACUGAUGUUCUCUCCGCUUCAAACUUAUUUUUACACUUCGUUUUCCUUCUAGUUGCAACUCUGUGUGUUUCUGGUGUUUGGUAACCUAGUAAAUUUGAUCACAAGAAUUCUCUUCUUGGUUUCCUUAUGAUCAAAAUCAGGCUACCAAAUACCAGAACCCCUCGGUUCUACUCUCAUCAACCUCCACCUCCACGGCCUCCACCUGAUCUAAUCACCUGUCCACGCGGCAGAUCACGCGACUUCACCGCAGAUAUCUUGCAUUGGGAUAGUGGAGAAAACGGACGUUUUCACUGGCCAAUACACAGUUUGGGAGCAUACGAUGUACAAUGCCCAUCUGAGGUGUCCUCAUUUGAGCAUAGAGGAGAAUUAUGGUGGCAACAACUCUCUAGUAGAUCAUACCCCGAUAGGUUUAGGUAUUUAGGCUAAGGCAUCAGGUCGUAUCUGAUUAGGUUCGGUACCACGACCUUCCUAAUACAUCCAUCUUGAAUAAAGAGAAUGAGAAGCAUGUAACUCUGCCUUGUUUGAGAAAAAAGGUUGGCAUUAGGUUUAUUAGGUUUAAAGGGAGAUCAUCUUCAUCAUCAUCAUCAUCAUCAUCAUCAUGUGCACGCGCGUGAGGCCUCUCUCAGCGUCACGACAGCUGUUAGUCUCCAUAGUAGCACAAGAUAUAUAGUAGACUUGUGACGAUGAUGAUGUAGACGCUUAUGGUGACCGCGGCCAUCUAAGAAAAGGAAAACCGGGUUUCUUACGUUUUGGAAAAGAUUGCGCUGGAUGGUUUUGAAUAUAAGGUGAUCACGACACUUUCCGCAGGACAGAAAAAACGACUUAGUAUUACGGCGAGCGAGAUGACAUACUUAAUACAAAUACUUUGACUUUUUGUGGAAUUUAGAGCUUGCUUUAUUGUUGUUUAAAUCCGAGUGCGCGAGGUGCGCGCUCCCCGGGGAGCAACGCCGGGUAAAAAAGGUUCAACCUGCUCAGUGUGUUUAGCCGAGCGCCUGCCUGCGAUGGCGAGGCACUUCGGGAAGCAAGAAGCUUCCCCGCCCCCCCCCCACACCCAGCCUGUGCUAGCAUCCCACGCGCACGUCCCGCGUCGACACGCCCCGCCCACAUGCGUCAGACACUGGAGACUCGCGGUGAUGGCGAGGUCGUGUCCGCGAGUUUGCGCGCGAACGUACGGCAACCUCCCGUCCAGCGUCUGGGAGUGUCGAGGAGGCGUUCUUCGGGAUCCUUCGAUUUGUUCCUACCUGAGUCUUGCUUGCCCGCCGCCGCAGGCGCCUCGCCUCGCUGCCUCGUUGCGCGCUUAGGAAUUAAGUUGCUCACGAUUCAGGAGAAGUCUACUGCCUCCUCUAACAACAUCGCAGAAGAACUCUUAAAGCAGCCUGCUCUGCUGCUUUUGGAUGAGCCUUGCAUGGAAUUAGAUCCGAUAGGAGCCGCAGAGGUGGUCCGCAUCCUAUGCGAGGGAGGACACACCAGCCUGGAUGAGCUAGAGGGACCUAUCAAUCGACGUAUUUUUAUCAUGAUGAUGAUUAUAGAUAGUCCACUAAAAUUUCAUCUACAAUCAAAAUGUAAAUGAUAGAUUAAAAGAAAAGAUCAUCAUCAGCUUACAUACUUUUCAACUAAAAAUCAAAGUUGUAGACAAGUCAGCGACUACUUCAAACCAUAAUUGCCUCUACCGCGUCGCACUUAUAGUUGGAUUUUAAAUCAUGAUGACUUUACUGGUCCUCCACCAACACCUCCUAUCUUUUUGCUCUUUAGAAGUGGUAACUGAGUACAUGGGUUGACCCUAUCAAGUACCUAUGUAUAACUCCUAAGUGAAAAUCAUGCUUCUAAGAUCCACAUCCAACUCGCAACAGGUACAAAAAAAACUGCAUCGUCGAAGGGUACCGUGUCGAUGGGUGGCGAUAUUGAUGAAAUCGCCGAUCGCGAUGCUACAGAAAUUACGGACGUUCGAAGAAUAGUAAGAAGAUGUUAUCUUGAAUAAAAUGAUUCCCUUAGCUUCAUAAGGAUGUUUUCGAAUAUGUCUAAGACGCGAUUAAUAUAUAAGAUGCUAGAUUCCCUGAAGCUUAACAGGUGGUUAAUCGUCGGUUCCCUAGAGGGUUAAUCUUCAGAUGAUAGAGGAAUAUCACAACUAGGGACGUCAUAAUGAUUGUGAUAGUCGACGAUGUUGAUGAUGAUGAUGAUGAUGAUGAUGAUAGUCCUCGCUGCUGAUAUUACUAGUCGAUGGCGAUGAUCAUGAUGCUAGUCGAUGGUGAUGAUGCUAGUCGAUGAUGAUGAUGAUGAAGCUCCUAGAAGUGUCCCAAUCCUCUUAAGCAGCGGCCUUCUACCAGUUUUCGCCAAGAACUACCUGCUUAGCCACCUACACCUACCACCUCUAAUGUAAGCUCCGGACGAUCGACAGAGGAUCAGAAAGUGCUGACGGCUAGAGGCUUUCGGUUUUCUGGGUACGAAGAUGAGUGUGAAAAGGCAGCUCCCAUGGUAAGGCUGUAGCUAACAGUUAGCUUUGACUGCGUCCUGUACACGUACGGGGAAGGAUCUAUCACAGGGAAACGCUUCCCCAUACUUUUCAAGGAUGAAAUACGGAGAGCGCUAACUAUGAAUGCGAUGCUGGAACGAGCUGGGAGAGAGCGCCACGUGCUGGAACUGGUUGAGGAAGCCGUUGAAGAUGGGCGGGCGUUUGGAGAGUUAUGCUUGGUUCUUGCUUUUGAAAUUUAUUUAACUAGGAGAUCUAUUUCUACUAUUAUUCACCGUCUAUGACUAUUGAUCUAACUUAAAUUUCAAUAAUUUUGUCAGAGUCCUUCAUCUAACCCUAACGUCUUCCACCUGGCACUUAUCUCACGCUCACUUUACUUUAAAUAAGAACAAAAUUAUGGGGACGAGAUUAGUAGAAGUAGAUUGUGAUUGAUGUGAAAGAACUUCAACUCCAAAAGUGCCUAUUCUCGGAGCUUUUCAGAACGCGAAGAAUGCAAAAAUUACUGCCGCGAGAGCGCUCAGCCGUCGCGUCACGGAAGGGACCUCUCUUGUGCAAGGAAAAGCCUCUCCGGUGAAAGGAAGCGCCUCUCUUGAGCAGCUAGGAAAUAACGCUGUGGUGAAUAAAGUGCCUGUAGGGGAUGGGGCAGCACCUGUCCCGACAAGUGCAAGCGUCCCGAAGCCAAAUCGUUUGGAACGAAGGCUCACUUAUGGAAGUAGCCUUAAUUAUUGAAAAUGGAAAGUUUAUUCCCUCUCCAGAAUUGGAUCGGUGGGCACGCUUGGGCGGCCCCAAAGUGGGUCGUCUGCGAAAGAUGUCGCCCACCGUGCGCCCACCGUGAGACUUGGGGCCAAAAAUUGGGCCGCCCUUCGGGCGCCCAUUUCUGAAGCCCCGCCCCCGGCAAAGUAAGCGCAUGAUGCGUCCUGGAUCCGCAGAAAGCUGCACACGAAUCGGGGCGUCCAUCUACUGUCCCGCCUAGGGACAUCCCUCAGCAGCACUGGCCGCACAUUGCAGCAGAGCAAUGAGGCACACUGCAGCGCUGCGCCGCACUCUACGCACCCAGGUGGCACCGCAGACAGCAGCGGAGCACCGCAAGCAGCGAGAGCGUGGCCACUCCGCGGAGGAGCACAGCGCCGCGCCGCCCUCGACUGCGGCCUUGUACAUUGGCGGAAGCAGCGGGGCAACGCUAUACGCGCCCACCGUGCCCCCCCAUGUGUGCCCGGCGUCGCCCACCGUGCCCACCUUCGCCUUCCCACCGUCUAUUAUAAACUAUUCUUAUAUAGGAACUCAAAUGACGUAAAGAAGAGAUCGUGACCGUUUCAGGCGCUGCAGUUUCAUCUUGGGAAGACAUAGCUGAGAAUAGCAAGCUCGGGCUAAGGCUAGCAUUUGAGAUGAUGCAGCACUGCAACUGACAUUGAUGUUGAGUGGCAAUCACAGAGCAUCUGUGUCAGUAGACUCCCGUAGAUUGCGGUUGCCUACUUUCUUCUACCUACUUGUCUAAUCAGAAACACUGGCGAAGUCCGCCCGUCUGACUGCUGCAAAGCAGAGCACAAAACCAGGCAGCAAAGGAUCGGAGUCAUCGCAGCUUUUGGAGGCUACUACAGCUAUUUUUUAAGGCCGCACAUCGACUGAGCACUAGGUAGAUGACUUUUCGUUAGAUGUAUUUUACAGACAAAGUAAGAUGAGCCGUGCUUGUGAACGUUAGAUGUAUUUUGUGGGCAGCGAAAGAUGAUUACUAAGUAGCCUGAAAGAAAAAGAUGAUUACAACUAAGCCUACUUCUGGCUGAUGUUGUCGAGGGGUGGAACAUUUUUUCGUGGUGUCCGCGACGCAGGGUAGUCUUUGUGGAUCACGCUCUACACUUUCUCAGCAAGUGCUGCAAGUCCUACAGUAUUCACUUGCUGAGAAAGUGUAGAGCGUGUGUGAGCAAGGACUCAUACUACGUCCUACAGUACUACUAGAAUGGAUCCCACACGACUAGAUUGGAAGCAUAGUAGAUCCUUCCAGUAGACCCCCCCCCAUUUUUACCAAAACCAGCUGCCUCUUCAUCAACACUGACCGCGCUAUACCAGUGUGAAAAGAAAACCUAGUAAGACAGUGAAUUGAAACCUGCGAGCCUUUUUUCAUACAAAACCUAAGACAUCAAUGAAUUGUGUUGCGUUCUAAUUCUUCGCCAAUAUGUAUAAGAAGCCUGCUAUUUCUGAGGGAGAGGCGGGUGACGAUGGAGCACUGGAGGAAGGAGAGGAGGAAGAGGCAGGCGACAGUGGUUCAGGCAACUUGCGCGCACGUGGUGUACGAGAAAUAAGAAACAUCUCCUGCAAUUAUGUUGAGUCAAGAUUCUUAAUUUGCAGAGCAAGUUUCAUGAUGUUCACAGAAAUUCAAAUUGAAAUUUCUUGGUCACGACUACGUAGUUGUACGAGAAGAGUCAAGCGAAGAUAGUACAAAUACAUCGAGAAUUCUUUCACUCAUCUCCUGCAGCGCGGCGCUUCUUAACUUGUUGAAAACUGCAUUGUACUACAGUAUUGUUGCUCGGGUCUUCUACUUCCUCCAGCAACUCCUAGUUGGAAUGCAAUCAAUUCGAGCCUUGACCUCUAGUACUUGCUAGGCACCAUCGAUCAACCAAGGAGUCAAUAACAAUAUUGUUGCAGCUCGGGUCCUCUUCCUCCAGCAACACAUAAGUAGUCCUAUGUACUCACAUAGUCCUCUAACCUCCUAUCCCUGCAAAAGUGAUGAGCUUACUGGGGCAGCAAUACACGGCUGACGACGGAGGUGAAGAGGAUGAUAUGCUGGGAACGACACUAGCUGAUUUACAACAGCUAAGGCGAUGGCUUCGAGGCUCAGAAAGAUUCUGCUUAUUUUGGAAAGACAUCGAGUUCUUUGGAGGUAUUCCUCGACACUAAGUCGUGUAUUGAGAAGUCACUGUAGAGGGUCCUUCUAGUCGUUCUUCAAGUGGGGAGCAUAGUUAUAUAAAAAAAUCCCUUCCGCUCUUAUAACUUCGCAAAUAAUUUAGUUCUUUGGGGGGAGAGCAGCAGCAGAGACCAGAGUCUAAGGAAAGAUAGAAGUCUCAAGGGGAUGAACCCACCCACACCCAGCUGCAACUACUAGGGAUAUAAGUGCUUAGAUACAGUGAUUGCCUUUGCCCAGUAUUUCUAAAAGAAGCAAGGAAGAUGCUAGUGCUUGAACUAGAGGAACAUCAAGUAGGAGUAGGUUGCUGUGGCGGAUCGAACUUACCUCCUUGGGUACAAGCGAAAAUUUAUGUUGAGUUUCUUGGGCUCUUGGGACUCUCAGAGGUAGAGGUACAGGUAGUCGUAGUAAUUGUACGUAGACGUCGUUGUUAGAGGGAUGUGAGCACAAGAUGAACGAAAGACCUUAUUUGAACUCCUAUCCAACACCAACUCUAUUUUGUUGAGAUGAUCCAUCUCGAUCUCAACGUGAUAAUUUACGUUUGCAGCAGCUUGAGUACAACUACAUUACCAUUUUCUAUACCAGCAUAGGUAUCUAUAGAAGAUGUCGAGGUCGUUGAUUUCUAAUAGCACCGGCGUGACAUUUUGAUGUUAGAUGAAAUUCUGAAGAUGAGUCCGGAGGAACAAGAUGCGAUUGCAAAGGACCCUUCUCUCUACUCCGACAAGGAAGAUCGAGGCACCACGAUUAUUUUUUCCAUGUCACUUAAGGCUUCAUCAUGAACUUCAUGAAGCAUGUCUUAUUCCUUAAUCCUUGCUUAGUACUAACUUGCUUAUAUAUACAUAGUACUAACUUGAUUAAUUCCUUGUCUUAUUCCUUGCUUUGAGUACUAACUUAUCUUAUUUCCGCCUUGCUCUUCUUGGUUCUUCUUUUUCUAUUUGAAAAAGAAACGCGAUGCCGCUUCUGUUCCCAUUUCUGAUAUUAGACGAAGAACAUAGAAGAUUAAGAUACGACCUUGUUUUGUUUCUACCUGAAAAUGGAGCCAAGGAAGAUGGGCUAGGGCUUAUGUUUUGUUUCUACCUGAAAAUGAAGCCAAGGAUGGGUCGUUAGGGCUUAGGGAUGCGAACGCGAUAGCUCUAACUCAGAGCCUUUCAGUGGUGCAUACGCGAUAUUGCCCAGGGUCUUGUUCAUGUUAUGCUGUGGGGUAGAUCAUGUAGAAAUGCAAAUACCAAUAUUCUGGAAGUUUAGCUUGUCAAUUUAUUAUAAUAUUUUCAUUUUCUAGAAGCAAAUGUGCUGAAGGUAAAAACAGUUUACCUUGCCAAUUUAUCUAUUCCUUGUUGUUGUUCUAAGAAGUGCUCAAGGUGAAACGGUUUUUUAUGGAAGAGGCGAGGAAGUAGGCGCUUUUCUGGAGCUCACGGGAAUUCCGCCAUGUCCACGCAGCUACGGCCUAGCAGAGUACGCUGUUUUAUGGUCAACAUUUAGUAUCCAUCUUUGCUCUCACUCUCAGCACCUUCAUCCAUCUUGUUUCUAGUCUUGGCAUCCCUUUGUUCCCAUAGGAGCGAGAAUACUCUAACAGUUGCUCUCAUUGCAGAUAAGAUGACAAUGAAGCACGUAAAGAACUUCUACGAGCACAAAUACUUGCUGGACAUGCAGGCGACUCAACAAGAAGGUACUACAGGUACAGAGGCGAGCAUCUCGCUAACCGCUUUCCAACUAUCGAUCUCGAGCUUUAGUAACCAACCCAGACAAUUUUUAAGCUUAGACUCUCGAGAUGUUUGGAGCUAAGUACUUCUAAUUGGCUGAGAUAGAUUCAUAAUCAUAGUAAACAUUCAAGCAUUAGCACAUAAAAAACAUAAUUCCACAUCCACUUAACAGGUGAAGAUGAGCAGCCAAAAUUUCUCUCGUUGGCGAAGCAACAAGAAGCAUUAAUGUUUGAAGAGAUGCAUCUCGAGAUAGACGACCUAGAAGAAGUGCGCCGCUUAAACCAACUGAUUGUGGCACAGUUAAGGCUAGUAGUUGUGCUUAACAUGAUCUGACAUAUUUUUUUGUUUCGAAGCCGAUAUCGAUCAGAUCAGAUACAUAUAAAUUAUGCUUGGGUGUAUAUUUAGCUGGUAAGGCUGUGGCGUUAAUACAAUCCACCAGCCGACUUCAUUUCAUUUUCUCUGUUUGUUCCCUCACAGUCAGAGUCGGAAUAUUGCAGAGCAAGAACAGGGGAGAGCAAGAGCAAGAGGUGAAUCAAUUAGAAUUCAUUUCCAUUGAGCUCCUCUAAUGCAGGGCUUAGGUGGCGUCAAAACUGAAUCCGCUUUGCGGGAAAUGCUUCUGGAGGAGAUUGCCAAACGAAAUAGGCCCUCCUGGUGGGUACAGUUUACCACCCUGUCCAAACGGGUGCUGAUCGAACGGUUUAGACACGGAACUGAGACGAAAUGGCAGUUUUGGUUAAGGCUUCCCCUAAUGCUAAUCCAUCUUUGGAAAUAGAAGCAUCUCGGGCCCGUUUUCAAGUGGGAAAAGGCGUCGGGAUGGCUUUCAAGGUCGUGGAUUAGGGUGAGCUCUAAUUUGGAGCGUGUCGUUGCUCCUUGUCAUGCUUGCGUCCAUUUAUUGGCAGAAAGUCGCACAAGGCGGCCUCGGUUCGCAGGCUGUGCGAACGGGUACUAUCAGUCUUUUUCUCGUUUUUCCAGCACUCCAGGAAGUAUUAAGGCAACGAAGAUACAGACAACUUUCAAAGAAGAUCAUAAUCUCGAGAUCACGAAUUACAGCACUUAGGCAGAGGGGCCCUAUGAUAAUGAUUCUGAUACGAGGGCGAAGUAGAUCUCUUACUACUUUGCUUCUGCGGUGUUGAUCACGGAUGGUCAUAUUAGGAGCACACACUGACAUGACAUCUUACUUAGUACUGCUUUUCUUCUUCUAAAAGUGACAAGAUAUGGCUUCGCUUUUUGUACUUUGGGACAUGCAGUGACGUUACGAGAGCAUCAAACGAAACGCUUGUAUGGUGCCUUUGCUGCCUGGCUCGCGCGUCGAUGCGGAACCGUGCUUAAGGUCUGGGGAGUCUAUUCAGAAUCUACUUGUUAGUAAGAACAAGAAAUGUAUACUUUUGGAAGAGUUUACUUGGGGCUCGACUAGCAAAGAUUCUUAGAAGAAUACGGACACCUCCAGGGAAGACAAGGGGAAAAGAGUAGCGGCCGCUGUGGUAAAGCCAUCGCUGCCGGCUCCGAUUGGACGGGGCCGAGAUAGGUGGUGGGGAAAUAAGAGCAAGGAGGAGACAAGAAAUUUAGCACGUGACGACAAACAGAACGAAGACAAGACGAAAGCCAAAAAGCGACGAACGACGAAGCGCGCAAGCUGUAGGAACGUCAAUGCCUGGGACAGAAGAGAGCGACUGAGAUGGAGGCAAGAACGGCCGUCAGACAGCCCGACCGCGCUACACCGCCAGACGCUACCUACCCACAGUCGCCGCCUCCUGCACACCUAGCCCGGCAUGCCAUAACUGGCGGCGGUGACUGUGAAGGCUAGACAUGCCGUAGUCGAUCGCAACGACCACCAUAGCAUAACACAAAUAGAGCACAAGAAAAUCCGGCGGGAUCGGACGCGUCGCCCGGAGCGUCGAAUCGAUACAAACAGCCCCAGAACACUUCACGCCUCUACUUUACAUCAUGCUGGUGGUGUCUUGUUGCAUCUUGAUGAAACUUCUCCUGCUCCCGAUCCUGUAGCUUUUAUUUUACUCCUACCUCUUUGUCUUUUUUGUGGAAUUUCCUCUAAUUUCCCUCUUGACUUUCUGAUGGGUCCUCUGUACAUGGGCACAAUACUCUUUGUGGCGUUGGGAUUUGGCGUCGCAAACAGCAACGAGGAUCGAGAAUUCACGAAGCUCGAGUACGUAAGGGAACCGUCGUAUGUUUAAGGCAGCUUGUAGCGACGGCAUCUUGGAUAUCUACUUCGAUGUUGAAUUAUAAUUAUUCUUCACAUAAAUCUGGUCUGCAAGGGCAAGGGGGGAGGAAAGCUGACAGGCCAAUAGCAAUAUUAAGAAUGAGUUUCAAGAAGAAGAAAGAAGCUAGCUUCGCCAAAAUUCAAUAGAUUCAAGAAGAUUCUUAGGAGUGCUCUAAUUUGUGGUGUGGAAGUGGCUGGAAUUGCUAGGCAUCCUCUGUUUGAAUCAAUUUGCAGCGCAGGCUUUGGGCUCCUUUCUCGGUACAUUAAAUUAUGUGGCAGAGUGUCCCAGAGUUCUUUUGUUCUUUGCUUUUUAUCCCCGUUCCCGUAGGUUAAGGUUCCCAUAGGCUCAAAGAAUUAUCCACUUUCAGAAUACCUGAGAUGAAGUUCAUCUGGAUCCGAGAACCUUCUCUAUAUCACACAACAAUCCACUCCAAACCGCUGAGUACUCUACUUCCACUACGCAUAUAUGUAAUAUUGAAUAAUCCAUCGACAUCAUACUCACUCACCUUUUUUAUAUUUUUUUCGGCGCGGAAGCGGAACCGGAACCAACCAACUGCUCCUCCUCCCCCUCCUCUUCCUCCUCCCCCUCCUCUUCCUCCUCCAUAGCUCCUCUUCUAACCCGUACCUGACAACCGACGUUCUCUUCCUCUUCUAACCCGUACCUGACAAUCGACGUGUUGGUCUCUUCGUGUCGAUCAUCGUUUUCCCGUUCUCCACGUGGUCGCCGGUUCUGGCGCCUGGAUUGCAAGUACCUGCUUGGCUUUCGUGGAUUCCAUACCUUUCAAUGUUUCAUUUAAGAGGAACAGGUGUCAACGUUUCGGUUUAAGAGAAUGUUUCGUGGGUUCCAUGCGCUUCAAUGUAAGUAGUUUUUUGUUUAAGAGGAACAGGUGUCGAGGGACUCGCGGAUUCAGUUUUCUUUUCUACCAUUUAAAGUAGCAUAAGCAUGAGAAUUAGAAGACAAUUCAUUUGAGUGGGGAAUAGUAGAAUAAAAAGCGUUCACAUACAUUCAAAUCCUACAUUGAAAUCCUACACGGGAAAUUUGGAGAAAUUACUUCUCAAAUGCUGAAGAUUUUCUUGGAAAGUACUUCAUGAUAGAUUAUGACGACUUUGAGCUGCUACUUUGUGGAACGAUAAUCUGUUGAUGGUAAGAGACUGAAUCAUCUGAAACUAACAACAAGAAGUAGGAUAUCAUCUUGUUCGAAGACUCAAGGUGGUUUUUCUUUUUUUUACUUACAGUACAGGUACUAAGUAUUCAUCUCAGCACCACAUUGAAUGUUGUGGAUCAUGCAGAGGCUACCUGUACCUCUCCUAUUAACUGGGGUGGCUUACACUUACUGUUAGCGGUUCCCGUGUUACCUCGCCUCUUUCUCUUACCCCUCUCUUCUCCUCUUCUAAGUGAUUGGGGUGGCUUAUUAUUAGCGCUGUGGGCUUGGCGCGAUGUUACGUUGUUGGACAAAAACCCAUCGGAGGAAGACAUGAAACGUUAUCCGAAAAAUUGCUUCCUUUAA